UCCAACAACGACCGCCGGGCCCGUCCGCCGCCGACGCCGAAAUCAUAGAAGGCAUCCUGUUGAAGGCGGGGAAGGAAAUGAUGUGGUGGUUCUGGCCACCACCACCGCGUCUAGCGAGACCCCAAGGAGACUUUCUUAACAAUAGGCUUUAUCGACCGCUUAAUUCAGCCAAUAACUACCGGAACAGCCAGGUUGGGUGGUUUUUACGCAAGCCUGACUGGACAAAGAUCAGGCUGCAGCCGUUGGAGAAGAACAUGUACGAGGAACACCCGGCCACAACAAGCCGGUCGAUGGCCAAAGUGAACGCCUACAGAAAUGUCAACGGUAUAUCGGUGAAAGGUAACAACGUCCCGAAGCCCAUCCUUGCUCUGGAAGAGUCCAACUUCCCGGACUUCAUCGUCAAGAGCAUCGAGGCCUCACGCGACCACGCUUCGCCCACGUGCAUCGAGGCACACUGCUGGCCCAUCGCUCUGACGGGCAGGAACUUUCUGGGCAUCGCGGAGACGGGAUCACACAAGACGCUCGCCUGCCUCCUGCCGGCAGUCAUCCACGUCAGCCGGCAGCCGCCCCUGCAACAGGGAGACGGACCCAUCGCCGUCGUGCUGGCUCCGACACGAGUGCUGGCCAAGCAGAUUCACAACGUAGCCUUAGAAAUGUGUGAGUUCGCCGCAUUGCGAAGCGUGUGCGCAUCGAGCGGGGAGCCCAAGGAAGGUCAGUACGAGGAGCUGAAGAAGGGCUGCCACAUCUGCGUGGCCACGCCUAGGCGCCUCAUCGACUUACUAGAAGAAGGCAAGCUGAAUUUGUACCGCUGCACGUACCUCGUGUUGGACGAGGUAGACCGCACGCUGGCAAUUGGUUUCAAUCGCCAUGUCCUCAAGAUUGCCGAGCUCUGCCGGCCGGACCACCAGACGAUAAUGUGGGUCACAUCAUGGCACAACGAGCUUAGGCCCUUUGUCGACGACGUCCUCCAAGACUACAUCGAAAUCGAGUUCGGGAGGGCACAGCUACCCGCUGAAGAUAGCGUGGUGAUGACUGCCGACGUGUGCCAAGAAGAAGAGAAGGAAGCGAAGCUAGCCCAGCUCUUGGACGACGUGCUCAAGGAGAAGUCUAAGAAAGCCGUUGUCUUCACCGACACGAAGAGGAAGGCAGACGAGGUUGCGUGGAAACUGCGACUCCGUGGCUGGUCCGCCAUUGGCCUUCACGGCAUGAAGACGAAAAAGGAGCGCGACUGGAUCGUUUCCAUGUUCCGCACUGGUGCGUCAAGCGUGCUCGUGACGACAGACAAGGUCGCACACGACUUGCUCCUCGAGAACGUGUGCUUGGUGGUGAACUACGACUGCCCGGACUGCUCGGAGCUCUACGCGCAUAGGUCGAGCCACGUCGCGCGCUCAGGUGAACCAGCCGUGGUUCACACGUUCAUAAUGCCGACCCAGCAGCUGUAUGCCGCAAAAUUGAUAGCAAUUCUGGAGGAGGCCAAGCAGCCCGUUAAACCGGAGCUGUACAAUAUGGCAGAGAAAGCUCGUGCUAAACAAUGCCGGUGGUGAGCGAGGUGCCCGGGGCGACGGCGACCCAAAGAAUGAACUCGGUGUCUUGAAGAAAGCUUUUAAAAUUGCCCGCCUUGUCUUAACUGGUGCAAGAGGCAGCAGCCUGUUUACUAGUCUAUGCGAAGUGAAAAUGAUAUAACUGUAUUUAAACUUCAAUCUAUUGGUUUUAAUUGUAAUGUUUAUCAUCUGUAAUAAUUGAAAGAUUGUGCACUAAACUAAAUAAGAAAAUUGAAAAUUUGUGCCUUAGUGGGUUGGAGUUUUCUCUGAAAAUAAUUUUUCGGGACAUGGGAGUAUAUGCUUCUUGAACGUGAUAAAAAAAACUGUGGAAUACCGGCCUGUGCUGUCACGAAUACCGCAGUUAAAUAUUUCUGCAAUCGUUCCAGUGAUACCACACUUUUGUUUUUAAAAAAAUUUCUGCUCCUUCCUUUGAUUCCACAAGAUCCCCUCCACUUUUCAAGUACAUAGCUACCACUUAAGCGGCUGCAGACGAAUGAACAGUGAUAUCUUGUGACUGCUAAUUCAAUUUAUUGUCAAGUAAUGACUCUUGAUAUUUUUCCUUAGUGAAAUGGUGGAAACCACUAUGGGGGUCUGGCCGCCAGUCUUGGGGUUACUAUCGUUAAUUUUUCUUGAGGAAAAAAGGCGAAACCUAUAUUCAGUAUUUGAAUUAAAAUGUCUACUGCUGCAGA
Molecule: messenger RNA, 2230 nt
Organism: Dermacentor albipictus
Lineage: Eukaryota; Metazoa; Arthropoda; Arachnida; Ixodida; Ixodidae
Source: RefSeq, a predicted model, not a curated record